Verticillium nonalfalfae is the source of this 1770-nucleotide messenger RNA. RefSeq lists its product as uncharacterized. Bases 1 to 1770 code for a protein of 589 amino acids. Lineage: Eukaryota; Fungi; Ascomycota; Sordariomycetes; Glomerellales; Plectosphaerellaceae. The record is from RefSeq and is a predicted model, not a curated record. The transcript has a single exon.
AUGGCCUCUCCAGGGAAAUUUGCGUGUGCCCUCUGGGCCCUCGCCUCGACCGUCUCUUGUGCAGCAGCGCAGGCCACCUCCCUUACUGAACUCUGCUCCACCUCGUUCGCUCAUUCAUCACUACCUGCUGCUGACUUCUUCCCGGGACUCACAAUCGAUGCGGACUCGGUUGAGACGACACUAGUAAGGAACGCAUCCGCUUCGAGCGAGUGGUAUCCGACUGCUUCCUUCGACUAUUGCAACAUUACAUUCGCCUAUUCGCACGAUGGUAUGACCGAUGGCGAUCGCGUCUACGUCACCUACUGGGCUCCGGCUCCGGAAGCGUUCAAGAAUCGAUACGUGUCCACAGGAGGAGGCGGCCUCGCCAUCAACUCCCAGAAGGCUUACAUCCCGACGGGCGUUAUUGUCGGUGCGCUCUCCGGCAUCACUGAUGGUGGCUUUGGGUCGUUUGACUCCCAGUGGGAUAGUGUCUUUCUUCUCGCCAACAACACGAUCAACUGGCAGUCCGUCUACAUGUUUGGCUACCAAGCCCACCACGAGCUCGCAACGCUGGGCAAAGAGUUCGCUCGCAACCUCUACGCCGUAAACGACACGGAAAAGAUCUUCUCCUACUAUCAGGGUUGCUCAGAAGGCGGUCGCGAAGGGUGGAGCCAGCUUCAGCGAUUUGGCGACCAGUUUGACGGUGCUGCCAUUGGCGCCCCUGCCUUUCGCUAUGGACAGCAGCAGGUGAACCAUCUCACGCUCAACGUCAUGGAAACCGAAGCCGACUACUUCCCGCCGUCGUGUGAGCUCGACAAGAUGAUCAACUUGACCAUCACCGCCUGCGACCCUCUUGACGGCUUGACCGACGGCGUCGUAUCCCGUUCUGACCUUUGCAAGCUUCAUUUUGAUACAAUGUCCAUGGUAGGCGAGGCUUACUCGUGUGAGGCCACGACUGGAGGCUCGGGUGGAGAUUUCGCUGAGCUGGCUCGACGACAAAUGCCGUCGCGUGCCACGCCUGCGCAAAGUGGCACUGUCACUGUUGAAGGUGCGGCCUUGAUGCAAUCUUUCUUUGAUGGCCUGCGCGACUCGAAGGGGCGCCUCGUCUACAUCAAUCCUCAGCCCGGAUCCAGCUUCAGCGACGCCGCCACUGCGUUCGACGAAGAUACAGAAACGUGGGGUGUCAGCAUCUCGGGCCUCGGCGGCGAGUGGGUUGCGCGGUACCUUCAGCUGCAAGACGCCAACACUAUCCCGAGCCUCGACAAUGUCACAUUUGACACGCUCAAGGAGUGGAUGAUCCUGGGCCAGAACAAGUAUGGUGACUCGCUGCAGACGACAUACCCAGACCUUGCCGACUUUCAGGCGGCCGGCGGCAAGGUGAUCCACGUGCACGGUGAAGCCGAUGACUCGAUCCCGGCGGGCUCUUCGGUGCACUAUUUCGAGUCGGUGCGCAGCGUCAUGUUCCCGGACGUCAGCUACGAGGACGGUGUGCAGCAGCUGCAGGACUUUUACAGGCUCUUUCUCGUACCUGGCGGCGCGCAUUGUGGGAGCAACUCGGCGCAGCCCAGCGGGGGCUGGCCGCAGACGACGCUGCAGACGGUCAUCGAGUGGGUCGAGGGCAAGACGUCGCCCGACACGCUGAGAAACACAGGCACGAAUGCUGAACUGUGCCCCUGGCCCCUGCGGCCGAUGUGGUCCGGCAAUGGCACCGAGGCCGAGUGUGUCAGCGACGCGGCGGCUGUGGCGACAUGGCAGUACGACUUUGAUGCGUAUAGGGUGCCGUUGUACUAG